This is a messenger RNA of Emys orbicularis (European pond turtle), 1116 nucleotides long. RefSeq names its product F-box only protein 17-like. Gene Ontology annotation, cellular component: cytoplasm; SCF ubiquitin ligase complex. Lineage: Eukaryota; Metazoa; Chordata; Testudines; Emydidae. Gene Ontology annotation, molecular function: protein binding; ubiquitin protein ligase activity. The record is from RefSeq and is a predicted model, not a curated record. Gene Ontology annotation, biological process: glycoprotein catabolic process; SCF-dependent proteasomal ubiquitin-dependent protein catabolic process. The transcript has 5 exons. Bases 1 to 822 code for a protein of 273 amino acids.
AUGGGGCAGUCCGAGAGCCUGUCGCCCGAGGCCAUUCGGCAGUGGGCGAGCCGGGCUGUCCCGGCCCCGCUGGAUCUGAACCCGCUCCCGGACGAGCUGCUGGCGCUGAUCCUGAGCUGGGUCCCGGGCCGCGUCCUGGUGACCCGCUGCCGGCUGGUGUGUCGCCGCUGGCGAGACCUCAUCGACGGGCCCACGGUCUGGCGGCUGCAGGGCGAGAGGCGCCCGGGCUUGCGGGCCACCCUGGCGGCCGCCCGCCUCUGCCUCCCGCCGCAGUGGAGCCGGAUCUGCCUCCUGGAGCCCUUCGGGCGCAACCUGCUCCGGAACCCCUGCGGGCAGGAUCAGUUCAGUCACUGGCAGGUGGAUCAUGGGGGCCAUGGCUGGAAGGUGGAAGAGAACCGCUGCCCGGUCGAGGGCGCCCCGGCCCAGACCUGCUUUGUCUCAUCCUUUCAGUGGUGCAUCAAAUCGCAGCUCGUAGAUCUUCUAAAGGAGGGGUUGUGGGACGAACUGCUGGAUACCUACCAACCGGAAAUCUACAUCUCCGAUUGGUGGGGCGCCCGGGAAGACUGUGGCUGUGAAUACUCCAUCUGCGUCAGGCUCCUGGCUGCCAACAGAAGUACUGUAAUUGCUGAAUUCCAAGCCAACCCCGAUCCCAUACAACAGUGGAACGACGCGCAGUAUCACCAGGUGUCCUACCGGUUCAGGCAGUACGGGCGCGGCGUCCGGUAUGUGCAUUUCCUCCACAGAGGGAAGGACACUCAUUUCUGGGCAGGACACUACGGCGCACGGAUCACCAACUCCACAGUCAUGGUGAAGCUCAGCUGAGAGCCCGGAGCGGGUCUCCACGAAUCUCUCACGCGAGCCGGAAUGAUGAUCCCCAUUUGCCUCUGCGAGCUCCUCUCCCGUCCGAGAACAAAUCAGGGGGAUGCGUCUCCUUGAAAUUAAUACGCCCCUUUGCCUGAGGAGCGUCUUCGCUCCGUUCUUUCUGGCCAGCCUCGUCCUGCGCAGGACCAAAGAGCACCGUGGAGAAUCUUUAGGUUCCUAGUGCCUGACUUCGGUCAGUGUGACCCUGCCCCUGCACGGCAGAAGCAACAAGACAUUAAAGAUGGAAACGACUGG